Molecule: messenger RNA, 3471 nt
Organism: Amborella trichopoda
Lineage: Eukaryota; Viridiplantae; Streptophyta; Magnoliopsida; Amborellales; Amborellaceae
Source: RefSeq, a predicted model, not a curated record
AUGGUUCUGUUGGUUCUUUUUAUUUUCUUGAAUUUGUUUCCACCUGAGAUAAUUACAAAACCCUUCACUGCAGGGUCAGUUGAUAAUGUGGAGGCCUUCAAUAGAGGAGUCUUUAAUGGAGGGGCUACUACUGUAUCGGAGAUGAAUCAAGAAUGCAACUCAUUGACAGAAAACAGCUGUGCGAUUCCUUGUGGGCAUUUGAAUGCUUCUCAGUAUGUCAGUUCAUUGGAAGCGAAGCGACCAAUUCAUCAACAAGAUCAAGAACAAUUGGAUGGGUCACUUGAUAAUGGGGAGGCCUUCGAUGGAGGAGUCUUUAAUGGACUGGAAAACAUGACUUUUACACAACUGCUUCAGCUGGAUGAUCUCGAUGUUGUGAAGGCUCUCAAUGGAGGGGGCUUUUAUGGAGGAUCCCAUACUGUAUCAGAGAUCAAUCAAGAACCCAACUCAUUGACAGCAAACAGCAGUGGGAUUCCCGAUGGUGAUUUGAAUGCUCUUCAGUAUUUCAGCUUAUCAGAAGCCAAGCCACAUAUUGGUCAACAAGAUCAACAUCAGGAACAUUUGAUUUAUCAGAGCCCAUCUAGCUAUCAACAAAAUCAUUGGGGGAAUGAUCCCACGAAUGAAUGUCACAUAGUGGGUCACCGAUUUAUGCCUCAAAAAACAAUGUUGUCACAGAAAAAAAGAAGAUUCCAAUCAAGAAAUCACCUCAGUGACUCAACUUCUGGAUUCCAGAGAGAAGAACCAAAGCAGGGACUAUUGGAUAUGCAUUUGGACAGUAUAUGCACUGGCUCCUACCAUUCACAUUCUCCAUUGAUGAAGCAGCAUGGCAGUGAAGAAGUUCUUAGAAAAUCUGUUCCUUCACAUGGAGAAGAUUUGAAUGCACAAUCUACUGGUUCAAUGAAAUGCCCCCUGUCAAAGGCUUCCUCUCCUCAAAACCGAAUGCUUGAAAAUCCUGCUAGUGAAGCUUCGAAAUGCGUUGAAUGGCUCGUUUUUUUGGACCAUGGCAGCACAUGUUCAGCUCCAGCAGGCCAGUGCUCGUUUUAUCUAUGUGCAUAUGCCCAAAGGAUUUGGAUGCACAUUUCUAUUUGUGAACAAAUUCAGUGCCCAUUUCUUUAUUGUCGUCAACUGAGGAAAUUGUGGGGGCUCUAUUGCAAUUGUAGCGACCAAGAUUGUCUUGUUUGUAGUUGUGUUUGCAUAUUGAUAUCUUUUCACCAGCCGUCGGAUUUUUGGAAGGUAGAUUUGACAAGGAACAGUAAAGAAGCUCUGAGCUCUGCGCCUUUGGGAGAUGUGCAAUAUCCACCAAAAAGAAUGAGGGCCGAACAUUCUUCACCAAUCCAAUUCUUGCCAGAACCUGUUGCCUCAAUACCAGAGGUUUCUGAUCCUGAGCAAGUAGAAGAGAGCUUUCAAAAUGAAGGUCCUGCUGUUGUUGAACUUGGAGAUACUCCAAGGUUGUUUUAUUGUUCCUUGACAUCUGCUCAUGGAAAUCCAGGGACAAAAAUGCAAAAUAGGAAAGAGCCUAAAUGUUGCAGUCCCAAGAUUCUGAGCACUGUGCUUUCUGAAGAUCUGCAGCCUCCAUUAAAAAGAAUGAAGUUUGAGCACUUACCGACAAAAUGUAUUUCACCAGAACCUUUAUCGCAAACAUCACAGUUUUGUGAUCAAGUGCCAGUAAAAGCAAUUGCUGACAUCGAAGAGCCUGGUUUUGUCGUAAUUAAGGAUACAACAAUGAAGAUGGGAAGUUCCCCAAACUUUUGUCAUGAGAUUCCAGGGACCAAAAUGGACAUUGGUAUGGAGCACACUACGCCUGGUUUUGUCUUAGUUAAGGAUACAGCAACAAAGAUGGGAAGUUCCCUAACCUUUGGUCAUGAGAUUCCAGGGAACAAAAUGGACAAUGGUAUGGAGCACACUACUGAGGUGAAAGAAGGUAUUCCUUUAAUAUCCUCAAGUGAAUUAUCAUCACAAAUCACCAGUGAAAAUCGCACUGAACUCAACAUGUGCAAGAUGGAAAUGAACCAGGAGCCUGCUAUCUUAUGGGUUGAUUGUGAAGCAGGAACCAUGCAUGGGAAGCAAAAGAUACAAGGUGCUUCUUUGCUUGAAUUUUUCACCCCAGAGCAAAUUACUGAUCAUAUAAACUCCCUCAGGCAGUGCGUUGGUCUGGUUUAUUGCCUUGUCCUAAAGAUUUUGCCACCAGUAGUCUACUUUCUUUUAUCUGUGAAUGAGUCCAUCAAGACUAAUUCAAAGGCAGAACAUUGCCAAGCAAUGGAGAGUUCUGUGAAUCAAAGCUCUUGCCAGAUGUGUGGUAUGGAGAAGCUCUCUUUUGCACCACCUGAUGUGUAUUGUAAUCAAUGUGGUCUUCUUGUCAAGAGAGAUGCUACAUAUUAUACCACAAGCACUAGGGAGAAACAAUAUUAUUUUUGUCGUAAAUGCUUCCAUGGAUCAUGCAAGAGAAUUGAAGUUGAGAGGUCUAAGAUUCUCAAGUCUAGUUUUGAUGAGAAAAAGCAUGUUGGUACACUUGAUGAAGAGUGGGUUCAAUGCGAUGGAUGCCAAUCUUGGAAUCAUCAGAUAUGUUCUCUUUUCAAUAAGCGAAAAAAUUAUUCCGAGGAAGCGGAAUAUAUAUGUCCUAAGUGUUACUUAAAGGGGGUUGAAGGAGGAGAACGAAAGCCCUUACCUCAAAGUGCUCUUCGCAGUGCAAAAGACUUGCCAACAACAUUCCUUAGUGAUCACUUGGAGCAUAGGUUGUUUGAGGGGCUUAAGCAGGAGAGAGGAGAAAGAGCAAGACGAUCAGGGAAGAAUGUCAAUGAGGUGCCAGGAGCAGAAGAUCUUGUCAUCAGAGUUGUCUCCUCUGUUGGCAAGAAAUUGCAAGUGAACCAACACUUUUUGGAUAUUGUUAAAGAUUACCCAACAGAGUUCUCAUACAAGUCAAAGGUCAUAUUGUUGUUCCAAAAAAUUGAAGGUGUAGAUGUUUGCCUUUUUUGCAUGCAUGUCCAAGAGUAUGGUUCAGAUUGUCCCUAUCCAAAUAAUCGCUGUGUAUAUCUUUCAUACCUUGAUUCUGUCAAGUAUUUCCAGCCUGCGAUUGUUGCUGCAACGGGGGAGGCUCUUCGUACUUUUGUGUAUCAUGAAAUUUUGGUUGGAUAUCUCGAGUAUUGCAAAAAAAGAGGUUUUGUAAGCUUCUAUAUAUGGGUCUGCCCUCCUUUGAAAGGUGAUGAUUAUAUCUUCUAUUGCCAUCCAAAUUCACAAAAGUCACCAAAGUUGGGUAUGCUACGUCAGUGGUAUCUUAAAAUGAUAGAGAAGGCCAAAAAUGAAGAUAUUGUAGUGGAGCAGAUGGAUAUGUAUGAGCAGCUCUUUAUGCGUUCAUGUGAAAAGAAUGCGAAGAUUACCAUCAGUCGGGUGCCAUAUUUUGAUGGAGACUACUUUCCUAGAGAGGCAGAGUAUAUUAUUGCCAAUAUUCAUAUAGAAGAAGCUUGCAGAUUCCAUUAG